Molecule: messenger RNA, 4053 nt
Organism: Fusarium musae
Lineage: Eukaryota; Fungi; Ascomycota; Sordariomycetes; Hypocreales; Nectriaceae
Exons: 3
Coding region: 1-4053 (1350 amino acids)
Biological process (GO): nucleoside metabolic process
Molecular function (GO): catalytic activity; protein binding
Source: RefSeq, a predicted model, not a curated record
AUGUCUCUCUUGACCGGCUUAUCCAGCAUACCCGUACCGUCGAAGCAAGAACCUCUGAUGAAUCAAUAUAGGAAGAACAAGGAUGUCUUCACGCAUAAUGACUAUACCGUCGGAUGGGUCUGUGCCUUGUCUAAGGAGCUAACGGCCGCUACAGCCAUGCUGGAUCAUCAUCACCCAGCACUAUCGAAGCCCCGAAACGAUAUCAACUCGUAUACUCUUGGUUCCAUCGGGCCUCACAACGUUGCCAUUACUUGCUUACCAAAGGGUAUGAUCGGGAAUGUCCCAGCAGCAACAGUUGCUAGUCAUCUAGUCACUACCUUUCCCUCUAUUAGAGUCGGUCUCAUGGUAGGUAUUGGCGGUGGUGUGCCAUCCAAUAAGGUCCGGCUGGGAGAUGUUGUUAUCGGUACAUCCUCUGGUGACUAUCCAGGAGUAGUAAAGUGGGAUGCUGGCAAGAUACAUGGCCAAGGAAAGUUUGAACGAACUGGAUCACUCAACAAUCCACCUCAGUCACUGUUGACUGCUCUUACACAGCUGGAGACGCAACACAACUUGGUCGGUACGAAGAUACCCGAGUAUCUCGAAGAACUGAAACAGAGAUGGCCAAAGCUUGCAGCUGUAUCUCUACAGAACGAUUCUUUCAAAGACGUGUUGUUUAAGUGGUCUUACAAUCAUAUUUCAGGCACGAUUUGCAAUAGGGAUGAUGAGGAUGUAGGUGAAAGCGAAGAUGAAGAGCAUGACCCUUGUCGAUUCUGUGAUAGAUCGAUGGUUGUGAAAAGAAAAGACAGAGAGAUGCGCAUACACUACGGUCUAAUCGCAUCAGGUGACAAGUUGAUCAAAGACGCUGCAUCGCGGAACAAACUCAACAAAGACCUCGGGGGACAGGUCCUCUGUAUCGAGAUGGAGGCUGCGGGUUUAGUGAAUCACUUUCCUUGUCUUGUCGUCCGUGGUAUAUGUGACUAUGCCGACUCACACAAGAAUAAGGACUGGCAGGAGCACGCAGCUAUUGUAGCCGCGGCUUUUGCGAAGGAGCUUUUACAGUAUUUGCAACCAACUGAUGUGGAGGGCGAACUUCCACUAAAGGACUUGCUGAACGAUGUCCACUCUCUCGUCUCCGAAACACGCAAGGAUGUCGCCGAAAUUAGAACCAGUCAGAGUAGAAAGGACGAUAUCAAGAUUCUGGACUGGCUCACAACAAUCGACUAUGGCUUACAACAGAGCGAGUUUCAAAAGGUUCAACAGCCAGGAACUGGUAGGUGGCUUCUCGAUACGUCAGAGUACCGAACUUGGUUGCAGACACCUGGGCAAACUCUCUUUUGUCAAGGAAUCCCAGGCGUUGGGAAGACUAUCUUGACGUCAGGUCUAAUAGAUCACCUAAGCUCCAAACUUGCUGGGGACUCUACAAGCGGUAUAUCGUACAUCUUCUGCAACUUCCAGAGACAGGAUCAGCAAACCAGCGAUGGUCUCCUUUCUUGUAUCCUAAAACAGUUCUCCGCAGGCUUGCCGUCGCUGCCGGAGUCCUUACGAUCACUCUACACAAGUCAUGCUAUCCAACGGACACGACCGUCUUCCAGAGAGAUCAUUUCCACUCUUGGGACUGUGAUCUCUGAGCAUUCGAGAGUAUUUAUCAUAGUCGACGCACUUGACGAGUACGGGAGUGCUCCUGGCGUAAGAGAAUCCUUCCUAGUGCAGCUUGCUCGACUGCAGCAAGAAUUUGAAGUCAAUAUAUUUGCCACUUCACGAUAUGACACCGCAAUCUCUUCGGAGAUCAAAUCCAGUUUCCUCGACAGCAUGAAUCUAGAGAUUAACGCAAUGAGAGAUGAUAUUGGUACAUAUAUCGAAGGAAACUUCAACAUAUUGCCUCCUGAUAUCCGGCAAAAUAAGGACCUUCGUCAGGAUAUUGUAGAGUCACUUCAGGUAUCUGUGGACGGAAUGUUUCUUUUGGCACGGAUAUAUCUGAACUUGCUCAGCUUCAAAGUCUCUGAAACAGAGAUACGAAACCAGUUAGCCAUGUUCAAGCGAGGCAGUAGGAAGGGUAACGCUAAAGCCUUGUCCGAUGCCUACGAUCAAACCAUGACCAGGAUCAAAUCUCAGGAGUCAGAUCACGCGAUGCUAGCUAAAGGAGUUCUCCUUUGGCUUACAUACGCGAGAAGUGAGUUGACUGUUGAGGAUCUGCGAUACGCCCUUGCGACAAGAUCCAAAUACCGCAUGGUGUGCACACAAGACUUGCCCUUCGCGUCGACUAUGAUCUCUGUCUGUGCCGGACUUGUAGCCUUGGACGAGUCGAGCAGGAUAAUUCGCCUUGUUCAUUUUACCACGCAAGAAUAUCUUAUCCAGAACCCCGAUGAGCUAUUCCCAUUGACGGAACAAGACAUUGCAAGGACAUGCAUGGCACAUCUAUGGGUUAGCGAGAACGAACGGUACCGCUUUCUCGACUUUGACCUCGCUACCAGAUCCUCUUAUCCAUUGUGGUGGUACAGCGCUCUCAAUUGGGGACAUCACGGGCACAAAUCCUCCAUUUCGAACAAUGAGCUUAUUGAAUUCAUGAACGAUGAAGCGACGGUCAGUCUUGCCAUGAGAAACGCCCUGCAGAGAUUCACAGUUGGUUACUUCUUCAUGAGGCACCUUCAUAUAGCGGCAUAUUUCGGCCUGGCCGCGCUAGUUGAGAAUCUCCUUGACAGGGGCGCAGCGGUAGACAUAGUGGACCGGACUGGGAGAACUCCUCUAUCAUAUGCGGCUGAGCAGGGCCAUGAAGCCAUUAUGAUCAUGUUACUUGAAAGGGGGGCAGAAGUUGAUUCUCAAGAUGGAGAAGUUGUUCGCAAGUGGCACUAUCGGAAUGAGAACGCAGGACGUACUCCGUUGUCAUUUGCGACAGAGGAAGGGCACGAAGCUGCAGUUCAUAUUUUGAUUAAGAGCGGGGCUUCUCCUUCAUUAAAGUCCAAAUCCGGAUUCACACCGCUUUCCUACGCGGUACAGAACAGACGAGAGGGUUUGAUUCGGUUGUUUCUCAACACGGAGACCGUCGACAUCAACGUUGAAUUAGGUCGCGCGGUUGGCAAUGGACAUAAAAGCAUUGUCCAAUUGUUGCUUGAGAAUGGCGCCGAGGUUGACUAUUUAUCAACCUCAGGUUUGACAGCACUGUUUCGUGCAGCAUGGGCUAAUAGCAUGGAUAUCGUCCAGCUGCUACUGGAGUAUGGGGCGAACCCAGAUCCUCUCCUUGGAAUGUCUACACCACUGUUAUCUGCUGCGGUGAGAGGAUACGAUGCUAUUGCGAGACUACUACUUGAGACUGGAAGGGUUGAAAUCGACCGACCAGACAAAUUCGGACGAACGGCCCUGUCCCAUAUGGCACAACAUGGAUAUACAACUACAGUGAGGACGCUGCUUGAUAUGGGGGCCAAUCCUAACACUGAAGCAAAGGCUACAUUCAUUGGAGCACAGUUCUACAAUGGAAGAACACCGCUUUCUUUUGCAGCAGAAAGGGGGCAUUUGGCAAUCGUUGAGCUUCUCAUUACAAAGGGGGCAACUGUUGGUCUAACAUCUACUGGCCAAGUCGAGAGUACCAGAUUGACACCAAUUUCAUAUGCAGCGAGGAACGGGCACGGACUUGUCAUUCAAACCUUGUUGGAAAUUGGUCAAGCUGACCCGGACUCCCCUGAUUCCAAAGGCAGAACACCUCUCUCUUAUGCUGCAGAAACUAAUAUGACAUAUGUUGUCAGACUUUUGAUGGAAAAGUACAAGGCUGACCCCGUUCAUAUGGAUAAAGAUGGGAACACCCCUCUUUCAGAUGCUGCCAAGAAGGGUCAUGUUGAUGUGAUCCGUGAGCUGCUGGAAACGGGCAAGGCUGGGCCGGACUCAGUUGAUGGCUGGGGCCUUACACCGCUUUGCCAAGCUGCACUAUGGGGGAACGGACCUGCUGUGCGUUUGCUAAUAGAAAAGGGGGCGAAUGCUGGAUACGUUAUUCCUGCAGGAGACUGGAAAGGAAAAUCAGCUUUAGCAAUUGCUACGAGAUAUGGGCAUCAGGCAAUAGUGGACAUUCUAGACAAGAGGCUAUAA